Molecule: messenger RNA, 692 nt
Organism: Prosopis cineraria
Lineage: Eukaryota; Viridiplantae; Streptophyta; Magnoliopsida; Fabales; Fabaceae
Product: glycine-rich protein A3-like
Exons: 3
Coding region: 159-482 (107 amino acids)
Source: RefSeq, a predicted model, not a curated record
UAAAGAAUAACCGAAUACGAAUCUCUAUAUAAAUGACACACAAUCAGAAUAUAUAGCAAUGCUUAUAAAUUAUUUCACUGACUUCCCGACUUCGAAGACUCUCAGAUAACACAGUGCCUCAAUUUCGAAGAACCAAUAUUAUAAGAAGUUAAAGGAAGAUGAGUUACCAGUAUCCGCCUCCAGGAGGGUAUCCUCCACCACAAGGGGGCUAUCCACCGCAGGGAUACUCAUAUCCUCCUCCUCCUGCUUAUCCUUCUUCUGGAUAUCCUCCGCCUAAUUAUGCUUAUUCCGGUUCUUAUCCAUAUCAACAAGGGUAUCAUCAUGGAGGCACUGGAUACUAUGGGGGUCAACACCGUUUGGGUCUCCAUGGAAAUGGUGGUUACUACAAUCACGGUGGCUACUAUGGCCAUGGUCACGGUCAUGGCAAGUUCAAGCAUGGCAAGUUCGGAAAGCACGGUGGCAAGUUUAAGGGUUGGAAGUGAAACAUUCAUUAGAAAUACCCACAAAUGAUCUGUAUUACAUAAUGAUAACAGUACUGGCCUGAGCUUUCACCCUCGUCUUCACUGUUUCAUGCAUCACCACCCUACCCUACUGAUUGUUGCUUAAUAAAUUCUGUAAAAUAAGCCACAACACACCUUUGUAUGUGGCAUGACAUUUAGCUUCUUAUUAAUACAAAUCGCUGUUUGCCGUAA